GGCAGCGGCGGCGCGGGCACCGGGCCCCCCAGCGGGAGGAUGAAGCGGCGGAACGCCGACUGCAGUAAGCUCCGCCGCCCCCUAAAGCGGAACCGGAUCACCGAGGGCAUCUACGGCAGUACAUUUCUAUACCUGAAAUUCCUGGUAGUGUGGGCACUUGUCCUUCUGGCCGACUUUGUCCUGGAAUUUAGAUUUGAAUACCUGUGGCCAUUCUGGCUUUUCAUCCGAAGCGUCUAUGAUUCCUUCAGAUACCAGGGACUGGCCUUCUCAGUAUUUUUUGUUUGUGUAGCAUUCACAUCAAAUAUAAUAUGUCUGCUCUUCAUUCCCAUACAAUGGCUUUUUUUUGCUGCUAGCACAUACGUAUGGGUUCAAUAUGUAUGGCACACAGAAAGAGGAGUGUGUCUGCCUACAGUGUCCCUCUGGAUACUCUUUGUUUACAUUGAAGCAGCAAUUAGAUUUAAAGACCUCAAAAAUUUUCACGUAGACCUUUGUCGUCCAUUUGCUGCUCAUUGUAUUGGGUACCCGGUGGUGACUUUGGGCUUUGGCUUCAAAAGUUAUGUGAGCUACAAAAUGCGGUUAAGGAAGCAAAAGGAAGUUCAAAAGGAAAACGAAUUUUAUAUGCAGCUUCUUCAGCAGGCCCUUCCUCCAGAGCAACAGAUGCUACAGAAGCAAGAAAAGGAGGCCGAGGAAGCAGCCAAAGGAUUACCUGACAUGGAUUCUUCGAUCCUUAUACAUCACAAUGGAGGCAUCCCAGCCAACAAAAAACUGUCCACAACUUUGCCAGAGAUAGAAUAUCGAGAAAAAGGGAAAGAAAAGGACAAGGAUGCCAAAAAACAUAACCUUGGAAUAAAUAACAACAACAUCCUACAGCCUGUAGACUCAAAAAUACAAGAAAUUGAAUAUAUGGAAAACCAUAUCAAUAGCAAAAGAUUAAAUAAUGAUCUUGUAGGAAGUACAGAAAAUCUCUUGAAAGAGGACUCAUGCACUGCUUCCUCAAAAAAUUACAAAAAUGCCAGUGGAGUUGUGAACUCCUCACCUCGAAGUCACAGCGCUACAAAUGGGAGCAUUCCUUCCUCAUCUGGUAAAAAUGAGAAGAAGCAGAAGUGCACCAGCAAGAGCCCGAGCACACACAAAGACUUAAUGGAGAACUGUAUUCCUAACAACCAGCUGAGCAAACCAGAUGCUCUGCUAAGGCUGGAACAAGACAUUAAAAAGCUAAAGGCUGACCUGCAAGCCAGCAGGCAAGUGGAACAAGAGCUUCGCAGUCAGAUCAGCUCCCUCUCAAGCACUGAACGAGGGAUCCGCUCAGAAAUGGGCCAGCUGCGACAAGAGAACGAGCUGCUGCAGAACAAGUUACAUAAUGCAGUGCAAAUGAAGCAGAAAGACAAGCAGAAUAUCAGCCAGUUGGAGAAAAAGCUAAAAGCUGAGCAGGAAGCCCGGAGUUUUGUAGAAAAGCAGUUAAUGGAGGAGAAAAAAAGGAAGAAAUUAGAAGAAGCCACUGCUGCCCGGGCUGUUGCAUUUGCUGCUGCAUCUAGGGGAGAGUGCACAGAAACCUUACGGAAUCGGAUCAGAGAACUAGAAGCAGAGGGCAAGAAGCUCACAAUGGACAUGAAGGUGAAAGAAGACCAGAUCCGAGACCUAGAACUGAAAGUUCAGGAGCUUCGGAAGUAUAAGGAGAAUGAGAAGGACACCGAGGUGUUAAUGUCAGCCCUCUCCGCCAUGCAAGACAAAACUCAGCAUCUGGAGAACAGCCUCAGCGCAGAGACGAGAAUCAAGCUGGACCUGUUCUCGGCACUGGGUGACGCAAAGCGGCAGCUCGAGAUUGCCCAGGGACAAAUCCUUCAGAAAGACCAGGAGAUCAAGGACCUAAAACAGAAGAUCGCAGAAGUCAUGGCCGUCAUGCCCAGCAUAACGUACAGCGCCGCCACCAGCUCCCUGAGCCCCGUGUCUCCCCACUACUCUUCCAAAUUUGUGGAGACCAGCCCCUCUGGACUCGAUCCCAAUGCCUCUGUCUACCAGCCCCUGAAGAAAUGAAGGCCAGCUGUGUGUUUGCCCAAACAAUUGGUCACCAGAAGGCUUCGAAAAACAGCGUCUCUGGCAGUCAAGAUAAAAAAAAAAAAAAAAUUUUUAUAUUGUAUUUUGUGGACUGUAUAUGUUGUCAUUUUUUUUAAAGGGGGGAAAAUAACAUCCAAGUCUGAUUAGAACUUCCCAUCAGUUGUUCUUGUAAGUUUUUAGAGGACCUCACAGAACUUCGCAGUUUACUUUUCUUGGCCAACACAUUAAAACCAUUCUUGGAUUUCAAGUAGCCAAUUUUGCCUUUUUAUGUAUUCAUACAUAGUUUCCUCUUGAAGAAAAACAGCAAUUUUCUUCUUUUCAACUCUGUUUUGAUCUUAAUAAGCAAGCAAAAAAAAUGCACAUUGUAUUCACAUGAGACAACAGUUGAAAACUCAGUUUCUAAAAUGAAAGGGUUAAAUAGCCUAUCACAGCUUUGCUUUCAUAGCUGCAUUUAAGAUGACUAUCAAUAUUACAGAAAAUAAAGUUUGAUCGACCCUCCAAGGUCUAGACAAAUUCAGGAGCAUCAUUUAAGCCAAGGAGAAAGAUGACUAGCUGUAAGAAUAUAACGGGUGCACUGGGCAUGGUGGCGCCUGCCUUUAAUCCCAGCACUCGGGAGGCAGAGGAAGGAGGUCUCCAAGAGCUUAAGGCCACCCUGAUACUACAUAGUGAGCUCCAGGUCAGCCUGAGCUAGUGGGAGACCCUACCUUGGGAAAAAAAAAUAUAUAUAUAUAAAACAGGUGCGUUUAAAAUAUUUACGUCCCCAUCCGGGAGUUCAGUCUUAGAAUGUGGCUAGCAGCAGUCUUCUUUGUAGUGCCUUGGGCAAAGAAACUUCAAGAGGAAACUUGAUGGAUUUAAACUGUUUUCCCCCUGUUCUGUCAUCUGUCUUCUGUUUGUCUCAAGCUCGCUGUGGAUCCUGUUGUACCACUGGUGGGUAGCUGGGCUGGUGGCCGUGGCCACCACCACCUCUUCCGUUCCUUUUCAUAGAAAGCGCCACAGUGUUCAGUGCUUGCCACCAAUUGAGCACCUUGGGGAGCGGCCGGGCAUGUCUCUGUGUGGCUGUAAUGAUGGCUAAUAAAAGCCUGUGGUCUGGGUAGGGGUUUCCCCCAGCAUUGCAGUUAACUGCUGUCCUUUACUUCUCAUCACCUUGUGUUUGAUAAUUUCAAGAAGCUUGACUAUUCCUCCACUCUUGUGCCAAGUUGAGUUGAUUUUUUUUUUAAGACUUAAACUCAAAAACUGCACAAAGGUAAUGGUUUCAACCGUGUAUUAUACAUUGGUAGAAAAGUGUUUGCGCAGGCAACUUUUGGAAGUGUUUAAGAAUCAGGGAGGGGAGGGGGGAGAGGGGCAAAGCAAAGUUGUAUUUUGAAAACUUGGAAAAAUGGAGAAACCAAGUAGAUGGGCUUUGCUUCCUUGCCAUGGGUUCUGGAAGGACAUAGUUAUAAAAUUUCCUGUUAAUUGGCAUGUAUAUCUCAUUUAAAGCAAAUUAAGUAGGACAAACGAGUCAGUAAAAUAGAAGUAUUAAAGAGAAUCAUCCUUUUAGUCACAGGUCUUACGUUGGGACUUAAAAGCGAACUUCUAGCUUCAGCCAGGCGUGCAUGUUGCUGCCAUUUGCAUUUUUGAACCAUCUCGUGUAACUGUCACCAUAAAAGUGUUACUCAGAAUUGUCAUAGAUUUUUUUCAUCUUUGUGCAAAAACCAUGGAAAAUUGUCACUGACUUUGUGUUGAGGUUUUCCCCAUUUUGCUGCCUUUGGGACACUAUUUUCGUUAAAUACUUGGUCUUGGCUGCAUUCUUUUUUGUUUCCCCCCGUGGGGUUCAAAAGAAUAAACGUUUUCUUACGAUAAAA
Jaculus jaculus (lesser Egyptian jerboa) is the source of this 3896-nucleotide messenger RNA. It is a transcript of the gene Maco1, whose product is annotated as macoilin 1. Gene Ontology annotation, biological process: neuronal signal transduction. The transcript has 11 exons. Bases 40 to 2034 code for a protein of 664 amino acids. Gene Ontology annotation, cellular component: rough endoplasmic reticulum membrane. The record is from RefSeq and is a predicted model, not a curated record. Lineage: Eukaryota; Metazoa; Chordata; Mammalia; Rodentia; Dipodidae.